AUGGCUACCUCAGGUGCCAGAAAUGCAUUUAAAGCUUUUGGAAAAGUAAAUCGGGCGCUUUUGCCUCAAGUGCAAACGAUACGCGAUUCAAAACUAGGGAAACCAUUUUACCUUAUUUACGUGGACUAUAAGAAUGUUCUGUUUGACUUUUCACAGUUUGUUUACAAGAAACCAUUGAAAGCUCUGAGGAACUUUGGUAUGAUUUUUGGUCUGGUCGGUAUAUGGGUUACCAAUCCUGAACCAGAUUCCUACACAGCACAGCUAAUGGAGAACGCUAAUACAUUGCUUUUGCUUAGCAGUAAGGUUAGAAACAGCAAUUGUAACGAAAGAAUACAAAACUUAGUCAAACUGAACUCAGAGGGGAGACUGUUGGUUCAUAAUUUUGGAUUUUUUUCGUUGGUUCGUCAUAAGGAAUAUAGCGACACUUCCUGUUUCUACGAAGCGAGAUGCUUUUAUCUGAAAGAACGCUGGUUGUACUUGUAUAAGAAUGUUGUGGAUAUUGGCAUUCUAGGAAAAUGGUAUUUCCUAGAAAAGGCGAUGGUCAAUUAUGACGUGAAUGAUGAGGAGCUGUCAUGGCAACCAGGAGAAUACCACGAUGGAAAACGUACAUAGGGUUAUUUUUACUUGUAAUUUCUACUUUACA
Molecule: messenger RNA, 643 nt
Organism: Dendronephthya gigantea
Lineage: Eukaryota; Metazoa; Cnidaria; Anthozoa; Malacalcyonacea; Nephtheidae
Product: mitochondrial import inner membrane translocase subunit Tim29-like
Exons: 1
Coding region: 1-612 (203 amino acids)
Biological process (GO): protein insertion into mitochondrial inner membrane
Cellular component (GO): TIM22 mitochondrial import inner membrane insertion complex
Source: RefSeq, a predicted model, not a curated record